AUGGCCGAUGAGACGACAAAGACAUUCCGCAUCGCCAUUGUCGGCGGCGGUCUAGGCGGCCUCUUCUGUGCGCUGGCUAUUCGCCACCAUUGCGAUGCAGCUUCCGUUUCAUUACAGAUUGACGUUUAUGAGCAGGCUUCGCAGUACAAGGAGAUCGGUGCAGGCAUUGGAGUUGGCGUCAAUGCCGCUAGGCUGUUUCACAAGCUUGACCUGGGAGAAAGACUGAAUGCUAUCUCAGGCAAGCGUGGGACAACAUGGCUGACCUUUCGAAGAUUCGACAAUAGCGAGCAGAUCUUUUCGGUAAAGGUCGAUGGUGAGCUAAAGACAGUGCGGCAGGCGUCUUGCUCUCGUACAGACCUUCUGGAGCUUCUGCGGGUGGCGAUUGAGGAGCGAAACACUGCAAAUCUGCAUACGAAUAUGAGGACAACGCAUGUUGAGGACCUGGACGACUCCGUGCGACUGCACUUCACCGACGGUACUGUGCGCGAAGCUGACCUCGUCAUUGCCUGCGAUGGGAUACACUCUGCCGUCCGGCGCCAAUUCGUCCAAGAUGAUCCUCUCUUCUCUGGCUGGAUUGCAUACCGCGGCAUUGUGCCCUUACCAUCGCUAGAUCCAUGGCCCUUCCCGGAAUGGCCCAACCUCUGGGUAGCCAAGCACAAGCACUUCCUGAUCUUUCCCAUAAGUUCUAACAAGGAGCUCAACAUCGUGGCCUUUGUGGCAAAGUCCGAGGAUCAAAUUGGGGACCUGAAGGAGAGUUGGACGAGCACCUGCGACAAGCAGGAGCUUGAGGACGACUUUGCUGAGUUUGAUGGAGAAGUGCAGAAGAUCAUCAAGCUGAUGCCACAGGAGUCCUCGAAAUGGCGAAUCAACGAUCGGCCAGCGCUGGGGCAGUGGCACUACAUGGACGGUAAAGUCAUCCUGCUUGGCGAUGCAGCUCACGCAACUACGCCUCACCUUGGGGCUGGAGCUGGCCAGUCCUUUGAAGAUGGAUGGGUGCUCGGCAGAGCCUUGAGCGAGUACCUCUCAUCGUCACCACGACCACACUUCCAGUCGCUAGCAACAACGGCAAACUUGUAUCAGAAGGUCCGACUACCUCGAGCUCAGAUGGUGCAAAAGGCUUCACGUAUCGCAGGGAGUUCGUAUGAGCUGCAAACAGACCGGCUGAAAGAUCUCAGCUUCGAGGAAUGCUUGCCCAUGCUAGCUGAGUCGACAGAGAAGAGGAUGAGGACGGUGUGGGAGGAAGAUCUCGAUACUGUGUACGAGACGGCUCGCGAUAGCAGCAUAUGA
This is a messenger RNA of Fulvia fulva, 1287 nucleotides long. RefSeq names its product Salicylate hydroxylase. Lineage: Eukaryota; Fungi; Ascomycota; Dothideomycetes; Mycosphaerellales; Mycosphaerellaceae. Bases 1 to 1287 code for a protein of 428 amino acids. The record is from RefSeq and is a predicted model, not a curated record. The transcript is spliced from 2 exons. Gene Ontology annotation, biological process: secondary metabolite biosynthetic process. Gene Ontology annotation, molecular function: FAD binding.